AAACCUUCUCUAAACACUAUAUAAAUACUCCAAUCAAGCUAGCCAAUCUUCAUCCUCAUCAAACAAACAUCAAAACCACCAAACCAAACAAAACUAAACAUCAAGGUAUUUUAAAAUACAAAAAAGAUGACUAUUCCUGUAAUAGAUUUCAGCACUCUCAAUGGUAACAAAAGGAGUGAGACAAUGGCACUAUUGCAUGAAGCUUGUCAAAAGUGGGGAUUUUUCAUGAUAGAAAACCAUGACAUUGACGCUAGGUUGACGGAGAAGGUGAAGAAACUAGUUAAUGAAUACUAUGAAAAAAACUUGAAAGAUGGGUUCUACAAGUCUGAGUUAGUAAAAACAUUGGAGAAACAAGAGAAAACUUUUGAUAAAGAUUGGGAAACCACUUUCUUCAUUUGGCAUCGCCCCAAAUCUAACAUUAAGGAAAUCCCAAACAUUUCUGAUGAACUUUGCAAUACAAUGGAUGAGUACAUUGCACAGCUUAUUCUUCUAGCAGAGAAACUAUCGGAGCUCAUGAGUGAGAACCUUGGCUUGGAGAAAACUUUCAUCAAGAAAUCAUUCUCUAGUCCUAAUGGCAUUGGACCAGUCAUGGGUACAAAAGUGGCCAAAUAUCCUGAAUGUCCAAACCCAAAGCUUGUUAGAGGCCUGAGGGAGCACACCGAUGCAGGUGGCAUCAUUCUGUUGCUCCAAGAUGACAAAGUUGGAGGCCUUGAAUUCUACAAAGAUGGUAAAUGGGUUGAGAUUCCACCAUCCAAGAACAAUGCCAUAUUUGUCAACACUGGCGACCAAAUUGAAGUUCUAAGCAAUGGAUUGUACAAGAGUGUUGUGCACAGGGUCAUGCCUGAUAAAGAUGGUAGCAGGCUUUCAAUGGCAAGUUUCUAUAAUCCAAUUGGCGAUGCCAUUAUUGCUCCUGCACCUAAACUUUUGUAUCCAAGUCACUAUUGCUAUGGUGAUUACUUGAACCUUUAUGGCAAGACCAAGUUUGGUGAGAAGGGUCCAAGAUUUGAAGCCAUCAAGAAUAUGGGCAAUGGUCACGCUCACACUAAUAAUAAUAUAGUCUAGCUUAAAGGAGGAGUAUUAAUUACACUUUCAUCUUUCUUAAUUUUAUAACUUCAUGUUAGUUGUUUUGUAGUUUCCCCCAAGGAAAAAAGUCAAUAAGGAAAAAUGUAACCUAGCAGUCUGGCACACGUUUCGUUUUUCCUUAUUACUAGUAUCUAGUAUCUUCGUCGUUAUUAUUUUAUUUUAAUAUGUUUUGGUUUGAAGACUUUAAUAAAUAGACUUGUUUCUUCUGUUAAUUCCCUAGUUGGGGAAAA
This is a messenger RNA of Arachis duranensis, 1313 nucleotides long. Its product is annotated as 1-aminocyclopropane-1-carboxylate oxidase 1. Bases 127 to 1062 code for a protein of 311 amino acids. Lineage: Eukaryota; Viridiplantae; Streptophyta; Magnoliopsida; Fabales; Fabaceae. The transcript has 4 exons. The record is from RefSeq and is a predicted model, not a curated record.